Sycon ciliatum is the source of this 3447-nucleotide messenger RNA. RefSeq names its product DNA repair and recombination protein RAD54-like. Lineage: Eukaryota; Metazoa; Porifera; Calcarea; Leucosolenida; Sycettidae. The transcript has 26 exons. Bases 472 to 2727 code for a protein of 751 amino acids. Gene Ontology annotation, cellular component: nucleus. Gene Ontology annotation, molecular function: ATP binding; ATP-dependent chromatin remodeler activity; DNA translocase activity. The record is from RefSeq and is a predicted model, not a curated record. Gene Ontology annotation, biological process: double-strand break repair via synthesis-dependent strand annealing; reciprocal meiotic recombination.
AGUAAUGUAAUAAUUAUUAGUUAGUUUUAUCACGAAGUGAAGUGUAGUUGUAGCCUUGGAAGUUAGCUUUGGUUCACCUCCAACGCCAUCCAGUGACAUUUUGAUAAGUAGAUAGACUUACGGAGGAAGAUCUCUUUGAACCUGCUUUUUAUUCUUCAAACGAGAGCUUGACCAGAGCUGCUGGAAAAGUAGGACUCCAUCUUGCUGAAGCUGCAAUGACUUGUAUCGUGAAGAAACAAAGCUAGGACUGAUACUGUGAUAGCAGACUGCUAGUAACGAAUUUAGAUGCACGUGUACAAGUAGUACAGUGCAAAUUAUAUCGCGUAUCGAGAGGCCUGCAGAGUACUGACGUCCACAUGUUCAUGAUCCUGGACAUCUCUCAUCAGCCUCCCAGAGGCUGAUUUCUGCACUAUUGGCAAAUGAGACUUGCUGGUUGUAGUUUCCUAUUCACACCUGCUGGCUUGGAAGAUCAUGAGGAGAAGCCUUGCCCCGACGCAGAUCGCUAAGUUGCGAGUCCAAGCGGAAAAGAGAAAGAGUGCUGUGCAUUCCGAUUCUGAUGAUGAUGAAGAUGAGAAUACGGGAUGUGGUGCAGCCAAGCGGCCUGCAAGCACAGCACUGGUCCGUGCUCCGUUAACUCCAUUAGGACAGGGUGGAUGUGGCGGCGGCCUUUCUGUUCAUGAGGCACUGAUGCGAAAGCUCUUGUCCAAGCCUUUCAAAGUUCCCAUACCAAACUAUGAUGGCGCUAGCCGUGGCACGUCUGGUCUUGGAGUGCGGAGAUCUGGUGCUCGCCUGCCCCUGCACAGUCCUGAUGAUGCCAAUGCACUGAUCCUGUAUGAACCACCACCACUGACUGAACACCAGAGACUCAUCUCUGAUAAGAAUACCCUCCCUGUUCAUGUUGUCGUUGAUCCCACGCUGAGUGCAGUUCUGCGUCCGCAUCAGAGAGAGGGUGUCAAGUUCCUUUGGGACUGUGUCACCGGUGUCCGCAUUCCGGGUAGCUUUGGAUGUGUCAUGGCCGAUGAAAUGGGUCUUGGCAAGACACUGCAGUGCAUUGCAUUAAUGUGGACAUUACUGCGACAAGGUCCAGAGGCUCGUCCUACUGUGGACAAAGUGAUAGUCGUCACUCCAUCCAGCCUGGUCAAGAACUGGUACAAGGAAGUGGGUAAAUGGCUUGGCACAAAGCUACAACCCACUGCCAUUGACUCUGGCUCUAAAGAUCAAAUCGACAGAGAUAUUUUGUCAUUUCUCAAGCAAAGUGGACGUCGCAUUCCAUCGCCUAUCCUGAUCAUCUCUUACGAGACGUUUCGCCUUCAUGCCCACGCUUUGCACUCUGGAUCUGUGGGCCUUGUCAUCUGUGAUGAGGGUCAUCGUUUGAAGAACUCUGACAAUCAAACUUAUCUAGCAUUGGAUAAGAUGGACGCGAAGAGACGCAUCCUAUUAUCUGGAACUCCGAUUCAGAAUGAUCUGCUUGAAUACUUCAGCUUGAUACACUUUGUCAAUGCUGAUUUGCUUGGUACCAGCCAGCAGUUUAAAAAGCAGUUUGAAAACCCCAUCUUGAAAGGCCGAGAUGCUGACGCCACAGCGGAAGAUGCCAAGCGUGGAGCUGAGAAGCUGCAGGAGUUGGCAGCUCUUGUUAACCGUUGUAUCAUCCGCCGAACAGCCAGUAUCCUAUCACAGUAUCUUCCAGUCAAAGUUGAGCAGGUGGUGUGCUGCAAGCUUACUCCAUUGCAAGUCGCUCUCUACGAGCUGCUGGUGGCAGGCAAGGCUGCUGAUACAUGCAUGCAGCAGACAAAGUCGAAAUCUAGUUCUGGAUUGACGGGAAAGUCCCUUGCCUUCAUCACGCAGAUCAAGAAGCUAUGUAACCAUCCUGCUCUUGUCUACGAGAAGGCUGCUUCCGGUGAAGAGGGUUACGACGAAGCUCUGGCUCUUUUUCCCCCGGGCUUCAACAUUAAAACAUUCAAUCCAGAACUUUCAGGUAAGAUGCGUAUUCUGGAUCAUCUUCUGGCUGUGGUGCGCACAUCGUCAAAUGACAAGGUUGUUCUUGUGUCUAACUACACACAAACAUUGGAUCUCUUCGAACAACUGUCCAGACUAAGGAAGUAUAAGUUUGUUCGCCUUGACGGUACUAUGACAAUCAAGAAGCGGUCGAAGAUAGUUGACAGAUUCAAUGAUCCUCAGAGUGAUGAUUUCAUCUUCAUGCUGAGCAGCAAAGCCGGUGGCUGUGGUCUCAACCUCAUCGGUGCUAAUCGUCUGAUCAUGUUUGACCCUGAUUGGAAUCCAGCUAAUGAUGAUCAGGCUAUGGCGCGUGUCUGGAGAGAUGGACAGAAGAAACAGUGUUUCAUCUACCGACUCCUUGCUACUGGUACAAUCGAGGAGAAAAUCAUGCAAAGACAGACGCACAAGAAAGCACUUAGCAGUUGUGUUGUUGAUGAAGAGGAGGAUGUUGAACGUCAUUUCAGCUUUGGUGAUUUGAAGGAUAUUUUCAGCUUGAGAAAGGACACCAUUAGUGACACACAUGACAAGUUCAACUGUCGUCGUUGUGUUAACGGCAUUCAAUCACGUCCACCGCCAGAAGAGAGUGACUGUAGUAGUGAUCUCAGUCAAUGGCAUCAUUCUACGUCAAGUAAACCAUUACUGGAUAGCAUGCUACGCGAAGUCUAUAAGUCUGGCUUGAUUAGUUUCACCUUCUUUCAUCGCUCUCAUGAGGCACAGCGCGGGGUCGUGUGAUUGUGCCUUCCUUUUUUCUAUACUUCUGCCAUUUCUAAUUAUGUUAUCUCUCAGUCUGUAUAGGAGCGUGUGUGUGUGUGUGUGUGUGUGUGUGUGUGUGUGUGUGUGUGUGCGUGCGUGCGUGUGUGUUAGGAAGACUGCUGCACCUCGGGUGUACAAAGGUGUGUUAGGAUUGCAUCAAACUUGGUUAGGCACAUGCUGGAUUGUAAAAUACGAAUGAAAACCUCGACCUAUGAACAAAUGAAGAACUGUAGAGUUUCAUGCAAAAUGGCUGCAAUAAUUAUUCUUUAUUCGCUUCUUUUGUUUCUUUGGAUUGAGUAGCCCCCUGCUUGUACAUACAUACAUACAUACAUACGUGUAGCAGCAACAACUGCACAGCACAACUGGCUGCACAUGUCUAUGCUUACUCCCAUGAUAGUGUACUGUAUAUAGUAUAUAGUAGUAGUUCUUAGUUGCUGACUGGUGCGGCAUGUCCAGAGUCUUCACUCCAGAGCUUGCCUCUCAGGCUUCCCCAUCACACUCAGCAAUUGUCAUACUUGAUUUAUUUUUCGAAGUAGUUUAUGUCAUGUCUCGUUUCUCUCCAUCUUUGAACAUUUCUGAACUUUGCUGCUCUCUCAUUGUUUUUGUUUUUUAUUUUAUUUCUCUUUAUUGCACACAUGAACAUGUACGUGUGUACUCAGUCUGUGUCAUAGAGCAAAGCGUAACCAUGGUAACCAUGAA